AGAGACACAUACACACAUAUAACUACAGUAGAUAUAAAGAAGCCCACUGUCUUUACAGCACGGCAGUAGGAAAUGCUGCUCAGACUAAUGGCGUCUUCACAACGCGUCGGACCGAUCAGCUGAUUCUUAUAUCUGGCUGCAAAACUACAAGAAGACAUAAGCUCUCCAGCAGGAACCAUGACCACAGCUAGGUACCGACCCACCUGGGAUUUGGCCCUGGACCCACUGGUGUCUUGUAAGCUGUGCCUUGGAGAGUUUCCUUUGGAGCAAAUGACCACCAUCACCCAGUGCCAAUGUGUCUUCUGCACCCUGUGCCUGAAGCAGUAUGUGGAACUUCUCAUCAAAGAGGGCUUUGAAACCGCAAUCAGCUGUCCAGACUCGGCCUGCCCAAAACGUGGACAUUUACAGGAAAAUGAGAUUGAAUGCAUGGUGGCCACAGAGAUAAUGCAGAGGUACAGGAAGCUCCAGUUUGAGAAGGAGGUGUUGCUGGACCCGCGCCGGACCUGGUGCCCGUCUUCCACGUGCCAGGCGGUAUGCCAGCUGAAAGAGUCUGACACGACACUUCCGCAGUUGGUACGGUGCAACGUCUGCACACACGAGUUCUGUUCCGCCUGCAAGGCCAGCUGGCACCCGGACCAAGACUGCCAGGAGAACGUCCCCAUGACCUCCUUUCUACCUGGAGAGAGCAGUUCUUUCUUUAAGGCCAACGAUGACAACACGCCCAUCAAACGCUGUCCAAAAUGUAAAGUGUAUAUAGAGAGAGAUGAGGGAUGUGCCCAGAUGAUGUGUAAAAACUGCAAGCACGCUUUCUGCUGGUACUGCUUGGAGUCUCUGGACGAUGACUUCCUCCUGAUUCAUUAUGACAAAGGACCCUGCCGGAACAAAUUAGGCCACUCGCGAGCCUCCGUGAUCUGGCACAGAACGCAGGUCGUUGGAAUCUUCGCCGGUUUCGGCCUCCUCUUACUGGUAGCCUCACCAUUUCUGCUGCUGGCCACACCUUUCAUUUUGUGCUGCAAGUGCAAAUGCAGUAAAGGUGACGAUGACCCUCUUCCCACCUAACAGCUCGUUCCGAAGAGUCGCUGUGUGAGGAAUUCCGGUCAUCUCCUUUAAUCGUUUUUCUUUUCUUCCUCCGCCUUUGAGCUCUUCAUCAACCGGUGGGACUUGUAACAUGAGCAACUCAUGCCACGGUUACACAGCAGCAUAGCUGGCUGAGUAGGCUACAUCGCGGCAGGCUCAAAGAGUCCAAAGGGGACCUCAUGAGCCGCUUGCUUAGGUGGAGGAUUUGAGAGGUAGAGUAUCCUCUCAGCAGUACCGCAGGAAACAGCAUGGUGAUUGUAUGGGGCACUUGUAUUUUUUGUAUGUGGUGGAUGUUACGCAUAUGUGGCUGUCCUGACGGGUUCUGUUUUAACACAAACAUUUAGUCGGUGUGCAAAGAAGCAGUUCAGUUAUUUCUUUAUCACUAGUAUUACACAGAGAUGGGGCUUGUCUGUCAGUUUCAAUGUGAGCAUAUAUCAUUUCUUUGUCUCAAAUGUAUAAAAACAUUGCAGUUUUAACAUGAAGUCUGUUAAUCUAAACCCACAGAAAAAUGAAAGCCCUAUUCCAAAACCUAGUGAGCUGUCUUGCUUUCUCUGCCUAUAAAGGCAAACUUGGAACAAGUGACAAAUUUGAAACGCAACUCUGUACGUCUAACAAUUCAUUUGAAUACAUUAGCAUGUUGCUAAGUUAAAAGCGUUUAAGCUAAUAACCAUUAAAAUAAAAUACACACUAAAUAAUUUUUAAAUAGACUGGACUACUUCUCAUUAAAACUCUUAGUAUUGAAUAUGUAUCUAUAGUCUAUAGUGGAUUUAUUCUGUCACUGAGCUUGUUGAAGUGCAUUCUGGGAUUGCCUUUCCUGCAAUGGAUGCAUGCUGUAAUGCCUUUAAAAUUUUGGCCAAAAGAAGGUAUUUUAAUAAAGUUGCCUACCCUUUGAAACAGCCUUCUCUCCAGCAAUGCACCUUUCAUGCCUUACAGUGUUUCCAAAGGCAGCUCAAGAGGUUUUGGAACGGAGGAAUAUAAGCAUUAUGAUUUAAGGGCUGUUCUGUGAAGUUUAAUCUUAUCCAAACACCUAAAAUUGCAAGUAGCUAAAUGCAAACGGUCCAAAUACUGAAACCAAAUUAUUAAAAUGUAUCAUUGUUAAGAGCCUUUUAACCUAAACUGCAUAUAUGCUUUGUAAACAGACUUAAUUUCGGUCUCUACGGAUCUUUUUUGGAUAUGUCAAGAUGAGUGCAAAGAUAUUUUGGAGAUUUUAUGGCUAUUAAGCUGUAUUUUUUGUCAGAUGGUUUAAAACUUGUAUACAGUUUGUAUCACUUGCAACAUUUUCAGUUUUGGAACAGUCUCUAAUUCUAACAGGGAUUAUACACUGAUUCAAGCUUCAGCUCUGUAUCUAUGCAAGUUUAUACAAAUUGUAGAUAAAAAAUGUGGCUUUUGCUGUCUUGAAUUAAAUGGUUGCAGGUUUAUGUAUACAGUGGUUUUCUAGCUAAAGGAGAGCUAUAUCAAUGUAUGUUUAAAACAGUUCAGCAUUUCUGAAAACAUUGGAAAAUAAUUUCUUGCUUUAAAUGGACUUUAGAGUUAUACUAUUUCAAUGUUAUCAUCUUGCCUGCACCACAUGGCUCAUUUUUAAAAGCUAUUGUGCCAUCAUAUGUUUCAUAAAUACAGGAAUGGAGCACCAGCCAUAUUUGUAGCUGGACUAUAUGUAGCUCAUCUCCUCAAAAUCCUUUGUGAUAUUUUCUCAUCUAACAUUUGCAAUUUAUCUUUUAUAAUGAGGGAGUGCCAUAUUGGAGGGUGAUGGUGAAGGGGUUGUCUUUUUUUUAUAAAUUUUUUCCUAGCCCUAAGUUACUUAUUCUCAGUAUAUUAAGGGCCCAAGCACGGGGGCCUUAACAUGCUCGAAAAGUCUUGAAACUUGGCACAAACGCUGGAGUCGUCGCCAUUCGGACCGGGCAAAGGCUGGUACACGGGUGUGACGGGGGUUCUGUAAUGAAAAAAAAUCUUGGUGCACAUAUCGUGCAUACAUGUUUGUAAAACUUGAUAUGUGCAUAGAUAUUAUCGUUCCGAACAACUUUUGCGAUUGUUUGAAAAGUGCAUGUAGCAAACUUUUAAAUACUCCUCCUAGGGGAUUCAUGUGAUUGACAACAAGUUUGGUGAACAUGAUGCCAAGACAUUGGAGAUAAAUUGUAAAGGGAUUUUUAUAUCUCAAACGCUGUUGCCAUGGCAAGGCAACAAAUUUAUGGCGAAAUCAGAAAGAGGAAUGUCUUAUAUCUAAGGCAUACAUUCUGAUUGUGAUUAAAAUGUAAGGUGUAUGUUUGGCCAUGGAGUCUGAUCACAUUGAUGUGGCUACUGUAAGUCCCGGCAUAGUGCCACUAACUGGCGCCAGGAAGUGUGUCAGUCACAAAAGUGGAUUACAGUUGCAUGCGAUUAACUUUUAAAUACUCCUUUUAGGGGAUCCAUGCGAUUGACACUAAAUUUGGUGAGCAUGAUGCCAAGACAUAGGAGAUUUUAAAUUGCGAACAGAUUUUUGAUAUUUAAAACGCUGUCGCCAUGGCGAGGCAGUAGAUUUAUGGCGAAAUCAGGGAAACAGGAAGUGUAUUAUAUCUACUGCAUACAUUAAGUGAUUUCAAUCACAUCUGAGAAAUAUUGGUUUGGUUAUGGGGUCUGAUCAUAUUGAUGUAGAUAUUGUAAGUCACAGGCAUAGCGCCGCCAGCUAGCAACAGAAGGUGUGUCUCGUAAAACAGACUUUAAAAUUGUCCGCAUAUAUUUACCGAAUUCAAUACAGACAUGAUCAGAAAAAUGUAGAGACGUGGCUGAUGUAAAUUUGUUAAAAUGGUUUUGUGAUAUGUUGCCAUGGCAACCUGUCAAACUUCAAUAUUACAUUCAGGUGUAUUUAAGGCUCUGAGCAGGCUUAAAAUGUCACGAAAUUUGGCACAGACGUCAAAGUUGUUGGUCGGUAGGCGUGUGCAAAACUUGGGUGUGGCAAAAGAGUUCUGUAGUGCCCGCUUUUGAGUAAAGUGGUGGGGUUAGUUUUGCCUACAGUCCCCGAACUAGUCAGUAACAACAUUCAAAUGGUCCACUGAUAUUUACUUAAUUGCAUGUGCCCACCAUGCAUCAUUUUCUGGAAACCACUAUGUAGCGAUGGCAACAUUGUCCGAGGGCCUGUCUUGCAGCUAUAUUUACAAGUUAUUUUUUAUGUUAAUCACAUCCAUUCUUUUGUAGCAACUUGCAUUUUCACAUUUUAGCCUUAAAUUUUGGAGUACCUCAGUCAGUUGGAGUUUCUCUUCUGUAGGGUUAAGGUUUUGUUCAUUCCUUUUCUGUCUUUUUAUUGGUUUUGCUUACCUUCUAGAAUAAUCAUUUUAACACUUAACAACUUUUGUGAUGUUAAAGAUACCAUUAAUGCAUACAUAAAUAAAUGAACACAUGGCCAAAGUAUGGACUAAACUAAUCAUUUGCUAUACAUUAUAUGCAACAACUUUAUUAAUUUUUUUCUUGCGAAAGUACAUCUUUUAACAUCAUAAUAAUGGUUAUUCUCAGUCUCUAUAAUAUUCUGUUAAGAAAACUGACUUAUAAUUAAGUAAGUGUUUGACACCUUUAGCUACAGUAUAUCAUUCCCUAAUUUGAAACCAUAGCAAAAAUAUGAUAAAUAAAAGCAAAGCACAUCAUAUGUCACUUAUGAAUAGCACAGACGUUCCUCUGUUGAGUGAAACCUAAUUGUUGUUGUUUUUUCAGCAACAUUUGACUGUUUCUGUGCAAAUAACUAUUGUAAUGCAUACACAUACAUGUAUAUAUUGAUAGUGCCAAGCAGAUUUUUAUGACAUUUGGAAAGAAAACACUUUUUGGGUAAAUAUGUACUCAUGAGAGAUUUUGAUGUAUGGGCUAUAAAAUCUCAGAAGAGUGAGUUUCAUUUAUAGUGUAUUUACAUUUGGUCUCAGUAUCCAUUUGAUGUUUUAUGUUUAUGUAAUAUACUUGUGUAAUAUAAUUGUUUUCCUUCAGGGUUAUUGAAAUAGCACUUUGGCUUUUCAUUUAGUUGGUGCCUAUUUUGUUUCUUCUUUUUGGGUAGCAUAGAAAAUGUAAUUUGUUCCUUCAACAUAUUGUAACUAGAAAAAGCAUCUUAAAAUACAGUAUAGAUUUUACAAACAGCCAAAUACUGUAUUGUUCCUGUUUGUAAGAAUUUGCCUGUUGCACAAAACUUAGCUUUGCCAGUUUAUUUUUAUUAACACAUUAAACUAUGUAUGUGUCUGUCUGUCCAACAAACAGUUUGCUUUCUUUUUCCAUAAGGUGGACCCUUUGUAUUAAUGUUUCUGGUUUUAAGCUAUAUUAUAAUUUAGCUAUAUUUUAGCCAUAUAACAGCUGUAAAACAUGGCAAUUAUUUUUGCCUAUUUUUGUAUGUAAUUUAGGGACCUUGUCAGUGCACCUUAUCAAAAUGGGUUUGCCUUUCAAAUCUUCUUUAGAUGACCUUUUUAUGUGUUUGUUUUUGAUACAUCAUAAAGAAAUGUGUGUUUUACUGUAAAUUGGCACCAGAUCCCACUUGUACAGUUGCAAUGUUGUUAAAUUGCAUGUGUGUGAUGUCUUGAGGUAUAAAAAAUACAACUACAAGAAAUACAACAUUACCUGUAUUGUCCGUGCCUAAUAAAAAGCAUACAUAUUCAUGA
Misgurnus anguillicaudatus (oriental weatherfish) is the source of this 5678-nucleotide messenger RNA. Its product is annotated as probable E3 ubiquitin-protein ligase RNF144A-A. Lineage: Eukaryota; Metazoa; Chordata; Actinopteri; Cypriniformes; Cobitidae. Gene Ontology annotation, biological process: protein ubiquitination. The record is from RefSeq and is a predicted model, not a curated record. Gene Ontology annotation, molecular function: ubiquitin-protein transferase activity; zinc ion binding.